This is a messenger RNA of Cylicostephanus goldi, 147 nucleotides long. The record is from the annotation of a GenBank genome assembly. NCBI's taxonomy places the organism in Eukaryota, Metazoa, Nematoda, Chromadorea, Rhabditida, Strongylidae.
AUGUUAGUUAUGAGAAUUCUGCGCGAAGCUUUAUGGGUGGUUCGGAAUUUCGACGACCAGUUGCUACCUAUGGUUCAUCAGAACUGGGAAGCGCUAAUAAAUAGAUUUCGCGAUGAAGAGUUGGAGGUCCGACAGGAAGCUGUUAAG